This is a messenger RNA of Closterium sp. NIES-65, 5121 nucleotides long. The record is from the annotation of a GenBank genome assembly. NCBI's taxonomy places the organism in Eukaryota, Viridiplantae, Streptophyta, Zygnematophyceae, Desmidiales, Closteriaceae.
AUGAGUGGUUUCGUGAAGCUGUGGGCGGAAGUUUCGUCGCGGCUGUCUGCGAAGAUACCCCCCUUUCCCCCUUCCUCCUCCCCCUCAUUUAUCCCUCCCGUAACCCUUUCCGCACCCAUUCUUUCCCCUUCUUUCCUGUCCCUUCCCGCAACUCCCGUUUUCCCUUCCACCCACCCGCCCCCCUCCUUUUUGUCAGCGCCCCUUCGAUCUCAUGAAGCUGAGGGCGUAAGUUCUCUCGUUGCUGUCUUCAAAGGAGCCUCUCAACCUAUCUCUCCCCCCUCCCCCCCCCCUCCCUCUUUUAAUCCUUUCCGCCCGUCCUCCCCCCCCCCCCUCUCUUCCCCAGCUCCCCAACGAUCUCAUGGAGCUUGGGGGCGCAAGUACCUUCAAAGACGCCUGCCGCACCGAUCUCAUGGAGCUGAGGGCGGAAGUGCUGUCGCUGCUGCGCCUGCAGGAGGGGGAGGGGGAAUGGGGGGGGGGGAAGAACAGGGGGCAGGGGAGCAGGAAAAGGGGGAAUGCGGAGCAGGAAGCGCGGAUGGGGAGCGGGAGGAGCUGGAGUUCGUACGGUUGUACGAGGUGGUGGUUGAAAUGGGGAUGGCGUUGCAUCUUAUUCUGGAGUACUACCUGGGUGGCGAUCUGUUUGACCUCGUUAUAAGGCAGAAGCGGCUUACCGAAGCACAAGCCGCCGCUGUAUUCAGGCAGUUGCUGCUGGCAGUGCACGCCAUGCAUCGCAUAGGCAUAGUGCACCGCGACCUCAAGCCAGAGAACAUACUCGUUAGUAGCGGUCCCGUGAGGGUGGCUGAUGCCGGCCUGGCAGCCACGCACUUUUCUCCCACUGCUUCUCCUCCUCCUCAUACCGUCACGGCAACCAGCCCCCCUCCCUGUACCUGCACGGGAAUUCGAGUGAGGGUGGCGGAUUUCGGGCUGGCAGCAACGCUGUCACGCGGGCAGACAGCGGCGUGUGGGGUGGUGGGCUCGCCCUUUUACAUGGCUCGUGAGAUCAUCCGGGGGAGGCCGUAUGCGGGGGAGGUCGACAUGUGGAGCCUCGGCUGCGUUCUCUACACCAGCCUGUCAGGCUCCGUGCCGUUCCAAGGAAGGACACACUGCGAGGUUUUCGCUUCGGUGCUAGGCUCGGCGCCGGACCUGAAAGGCGAGGUCUGGGAGGGCAUUUCGAGGGAGGCUAAGCAGCUGUUAAGGUGUCUGCUCGCAACGGAUCCUGGGCGAAGGCUCAAGGCUCAUGAGGUGCUGAAUCACCCUUGGGUUAGGGCGGCGUGUGGAGGAGAGUGUUGCAUCCAAGAGAGAGAGUGGAGGAAGGAAAAGAAGAGGGAUGACGGAGAGGGAGUCGUGAGGAAGGGGGAUUGUAAGAACGAGAGCAGGAGUGGGAAGGGUCUUACAGCAGAGGGGAAGGUGAGUGGUGGAGUGGUGCAUGUGGAAAAGGCGUGUGUGGAAAGCCAUUCAGGGGAAGGCGCGGAUGGGCAGCAUGUGGUGGGGCAUGAGGAGCGCUGCCCUGUGUGCCAGGCAAGCAAUCCCCAUACUUGCUGUCAGACCAGCCAUGCUGAUGCUGCUGACAGGCUAGUAGUGCAGGAGAAGGUGGGUAAGGGUGCAAGCAGGAACGGGAAUUCAGCAGAGAUGGAGCAGAUGCAUGGGCUGGCCAGGGGGGGUGGCAGUGGGAGAAGCAUCAGCACUGCAGCGUGUGGGGAUGUCGGUCCCACCGUUGGCUCUAAUGUUGUCGAUUCCUCCCACCCUACCAUCGCCCACCCUCAUGUCUCCCACCCUCCCAUCUCCCACCCUCCCAUCGCCCACCAUCCCGUCUCCCACCCUCCCAUCUCCCACCCUCCCAUCGCCCACCCUCCCAUCGCCCAAGCUACUUGGGGUCGGUGUCUGACAGCCAUGCCCAUGACCAGCAGAGAGCGCUCCUCUGCUUGUGCUUCCUCUGCUUGCGCUUCCUCUACUUGUGCUUCCCCUGCUUGUGCUUCCUCUACUUGCGCUUCCUCUGCUUGCGCUUCCUCUGCUUGCGCUUCCUGUGCUUGUGCUUCCUCUGCUUGCGCUUCCUCUGCUUGUGCUUCCUCUGCUUGUGCUUCCUCUGCUUGUGCUUCCUCUGCUUGCGCUUCCUCUGCUCGUGCUUCCUCUUCUUGCGCUUCCUCUGCUUGUGCUACCUCUGCUUGUGCUUCCUCUGCUUGUGCUUCCUCUGCUUGUGUUUCCUCUGCUUGUGCUUCCUCUGCUUGUGCUUCCUCUGCUUGUGCUUCCUCUGCUAGCGCUUCCUCUGCUUGUGCUUCCUUAGCUUGUGAUUCCUCUGCUUGCGAUUCCUUUGCUUACGCUUCCUUUGCUUGUGCUUCCUCUGCUUGUGCUUCCUCUGCUUUCGCUACCUCUGCUUGUGCUUCCUAUGCUUGUGCUUCCUCUACUUGUGCUUCCUAUGCUUGUGCUUCCUCUACUUGUUCUUCCUUUGCUUUCGCUACCUCUGCUUGUGCUUCCUAUGCUUGUGCUUCCUCUGCUUGUGCUUCCUAUGCUUGUGCUUCCUCUGCUUGUGCUUCCUAUGCUUGUGCUUCCUCUGCUUGUGCUUCCUGUGCUUGCGCUUCCUCCGCUUGUGCUCCCUCUGCUUGCGCUUCCUCUGCUUGUUCUUCCUCUUCUUGCGCUUCCUCUGCUUGUGCUUCCUCUGCUUGUGCUUCCUCUGCUUGUGCUUCCUCUACUUGUGCUUCCUUUGCUUGUGCUUCCUCUGCUUGUGCUUCCUCUGCUUGUGCUUCCUCUACUUGUGCUUCCUCUGCUUGUGCUUCCUCUGCUUGUGCUUCCUCUGCUUGUGCUUCCUCUGCUUACGCUUUCUCUACUUGUGCUUCCUCUGCUUGUGCUUCCUGUGCUUGCGCUUCCUCUGCUUGUGCUUCCUCUGCUUGCACUUCCUCUGCUUGCGCUUCCUCUGCUUGUGCUUUUGACGCUCGCGCUUCCUCUGCUCAUGCUUCCUCUGCAUGUGCUUCCUCUGCUUGCGCUUCCUCUGCUUGCGCUUCCUCUGCUUACGCUUCCUCUGUUUGCGCUUCCUCUGCUUCUUCUUCCUGUGCUUGCGCUUCCUCUGCUUGCGCCUCCUCUGCUUGUGCUUCCUCUGCUUGUGCUUCCUCUGCUUGCGCUUCCUCUGCUUGUGCUUCCUCUACUUGCGCUUCCUCUGCUUGUGCUUCCUCUGCUUGCGCUUCCUCUGCUUGUGCUUCCUCUGCUUGCGCUUCCUAUGCUUGUGCUUCCUCUGCUUGCGCUUCCUCUGCUUGUGCUUCCUCUGCUUACGCUUCCUUUUCUUGUGCUUCCUCUGCUUGCGCUUUCUCUGCUUGCGCUUCCUCUGCUUGUUCUUCCUCUGCUUGCGCUUCCUCUGCUUGCGCUUCCUCUGCUUGCGCUCCCUCUCCUUGUGCUUCCUCUGCUUGCGCUUCCUCUGCUUGCGCUUCCUCUGCUUGUGCUUCCUCUGCUUGUGCUUCCUCUGCUUGUGCUUCCUCUGCUUGUGCUUCCUCUACUUGUGCUUCCUCUGCUUGUGCUUCCUCUGCUUACGCUUCCUCUUCUUGCGCUCCUCUGCUUGCGCUUCCUCUGCUUACGCUUCCUCUGCUUGCGCUUCCUCUGCUUGCGCUUCCACUGCUUACGCUUCCUCUACUUGCGCUCCUCUGCUUGCGCUUCCUAUGCUUACGCUUCCUCUGCUUGCGCAUCCUCUCCUUGCGCUUCCUUUGCUUGUGUUUCCUCUGCUUUUGCUUCCUCUGCUUGCGCUUCCUCUGCUUGCGCUUCCUCUGCUUGCGCUUCCUCUGCUUGUGCUUCCUCUGCUUACCUUGUUCUUCCUCUGCUUGCGCUUCCUUUGCUUGUGCUUCCUCUAUAUGCGCUUCCUCUGCUUUUGCUUCCUCUGCGUGUGCUUCCUGUGCUUGUGCUUCCUGUGCUUACGCUUCCUCUGCUUGCGCUUCCUCUUCUUGUUCUUCCUCUGCUUGCGCUUCCUCUGCUUGCGCUUCCUCUGCUUGUGCUUCCUGUGCUUGCGCUUCCUCUGCUUGUGCUCCCUCUGCUUGCGCUUCCUCUGCUUGUGCUUCCUCUGCUUGUGCUUCCUCUGCUUGUGCUUCCUCUGCUUGUGCUUCCUUUGCUUGUGCUUCCUCUGCUUGUGCUUCCUCUGCUUGUGCUUCCUCUGCUUGCGCUUCCUCUGCUUGUGCUUCCUUAGCUUGUGAUUCCUCUGCUUGCGAUUCCUUUGCUUACGCUUCCUUUGCUUGUGCUUCCUCUGCUUAUGCUUUCUCUGCUUGCGCUUCCUCUGCUUGUGCUUCCUGUGCUUGCGCUUCCUCUGCUUGUGCUUCCUUUGUUUGCACUUCCUCUGCUUGCGCUUCCUCUGCUUGUGCUUUUGACGCUCGCGCUUCCUCUGCUCAUGCUUCCUCUGCAUGUGCUUCCUCUGCUUGCGCUUCCUCUGCUUGCGCUUCCUCUGCUUGCGCUUCCUCUGCUUACGCUUCCUCUUUUUGCGCUUCCUCUGCUUCUUCUUCAUGUGCUUGCGCUUCCUCUGCUUGCGCUUCCUCUGCUUGUGCUUCCUCUGCUUGUGCUUCCUCUGCUUGCGCUUCCUCUGCUUGUGCUUCCUCUGCUUGCGCUUCCUCUGCUUGUGCUUCCUCUGCUUGCGCUUCCUCUGCUUGUGCUUCCUCUGUUUGCGCCUCCUAUGCUUGUGCUUCCUCUGCUUGCGCUUCCUUUGCUUGUGCUUCCUCUGCUUACGCUUCCUUUUCUUGUGCUUCCUCUGCUUGCGCUUUCUAUGCUUGCGCUUCCUCUGCUUGUUCUUCCUCUGCUUGCGCUUCAUCUGCUUGCGCUUCCUCUGCUUGCGCUUCCUCUCCUUGUGCUUCCUCUGCUUGCGCUUCCUCUGCUUGCGCUUCCUCUGCUUGUGCUUCCUCUGCUUGCGCUACCUCGGCUUGUGAUUCCUCUGCUUGCGCAUCCUCUGCUUGUGCUUCCUCUGCUUGUGCUUCCUCUGCUUGUACUUCCUCUUCUUGUGCUUCCUCUGCUUGUGCUUCCUCUACUUGUGCAUCCUCUGCUUGUGCUUCCUCUGCUUGUGCUUCCUCUGCUUGUGCUUCCUCUACUUGCGCUUCCUCUGCUUACGCUUCCUCUGCUUGCGCUCCUCUGCUUGCGCUUCCUCUGCUUACGCUUCCUCUAGUGUGA